AUGUCACUGCUGCAUUAUUGGGAGACACAGCGCUCCGUGAAACGAAGGAAGACCUCCGGAGAGGCUUCUGACACAACCCCCAAAUUGGAGGAGAUGCCCGGCGAAGACAGUGCCAGUGCCAGUGAUAUACGGCCACCGAGCCCGAGUCCCUCGAUAGGUGUUGCGGACAGUAUACUCUUGACGGGGAAUGACGAAAUCGAACACGAACACCAAGUGAAGAGCAGUCAGACGGAUUUAGAGACCUCUCUUCCUGCAAUUGAGACCGAUGAACAUGCCAUCCGAGAAUACGAGGCGUUUCAAUCCCAGAUCAAGAAAAGCGAACACGACGAGGAGACAGAUACAGAACCUGGGCUACAUGUGAGACUACGAGAUGGCGUAUGGCAGAAGGGCAAAAGUUCCAUCUACGUAGAUGCGUUCAAUCUAGCACUGGAAACUGUGCUGGAGGAAGAAUCGCACCUCUUCGAUGCCGCUGAAUUGUGCAUAUUUAACGAAUGGAAGGGACUAGCUUAUGAAUCACAAUACUUAUAUGUGCGGCUUUUCCUUCGCAAGACCUCCGCAUGGCAUCGUAUCAACCGCCUGGGCUAUUACUCUGACAUAUCAGAUCUAUCCCUCGUAGCCGCGGAUCUCCAAUUAGAUCGCAGCUUACCGAAACUCGAGAACGACGAAGAGGAAGACACACCAUCAAACCUGGGCCCCUCGUUUAGAUUCGCAGACGGCAUGACCGAGAUCACAACAUUGGAAGAAGCGUCCUCACUAUUGCUAUUAGACGAGCUAAAAGGAUUCGCCAAAGAAGCCAAAGCCCAAGGAAAAAACAAGAAAGAACUCCUAUCCGCACUCCGCGAAAGCAGUCAAUCCCAAACCGGUCUCGGAUUCAAGGAUAAAUCCUGGCAAGCCAACCAACCGUCAAACCGAGAUGACCAUUUCGUGGCAAAAAUCCUCGACUAUACCGGCGAAUGCAUCCGUCUCACCCCGGAACCACGCGCUCUCUUCGAACGCGUCCAUUUAGUCUUCUACAGAUCAACAGAGUGGAGCGAGAAAUCAUUGACAACAAUAAUCCUGGCGAAAAUUUCUCGAAGGAAUUUCCCUGAUUACAUCGUUUGUCGAUCGAACUCGAUCUUCCCUUCUCGAAAGUCGUUAUUGGAAUUCGAGUCCGCGCUACGUACACAAUUUGAUAUUGACAAUAUUCUCGAAUUUAACGGUCCGCCCACGACAGAGUCGUUGCAAAGUAUCAUCGACCUGGCCGUUAACAUUCACCCUCGCUGGACACAACUCGUCAACGAAGAACAGGUGAAAGAAAAUAGUAUCUACGAAAUUGGUGAAGGCGCUUAUCUACGCCGCUUCUCGCCUGCUUGGGUUUAUACGCGAAUCAUUCACAAAAGUCUCCACCCACUUGGUCGAUUUAAAGAACAUAAACGUGAGCACGAGAUUAUCAGCGAACUACUUGCUCAGAGAUUAUUCCACGCAAGCCGACGUGGCGCCUGGUAUCAGCGGAAAGCGUUGUUGGAAGAACAUUACAUGUGGGCAUUGACGGCCAGCGAGGAUCGGAGUGAGGAGAAGCAGCGCAAGUUUUGGAAACGGAUUGCGUUGAGGACGUGUGAGGAGGGUAUUGAGGAUCCGCUGUGUCAUUUGAUAUAUCAUUAUGAUUUGCAGAAACGGAUUACGAAGCUUGAGAAGGCGCUUAAGUUUGUUAAGAGGGAACAGCAUGAUUUUGGACAUGUUAUGCUUUCUAAACCUGCGGAGAGGACUAUUGAGGGUAUUCGGAUUGAGCGUGAUGAUGAACUGUCUGCUGCUGGCAGCAGUGGUAUCGCUGCUGCUACUAAACGGGGCAAGCCUACGAUAUGGAUUGAUGAGCGCGAGGGAGGCGAGUGCCGGGUCGAAAGCAUGUGUCUGAGCUGGUAUCGGGAUAAUGGUUGGAAGGGAUAUCACUCUGAAGGAGGCAUCGUGCGAACAUUAUUCGCCUACCUCUUCUACGAUAUCCUCUUUACCUAUGUGCCGAACGUGUUCCAAACCCCCUUCCAGACCUGCCCACUGGAUCUGCACACAGAUGUGUUCUACCCAUCGCGCGCGUCAGAGAUAAACCACCGACUCGUCGAGAUCACGAACGGUGACGCGGAGCGUAUUGUGCGAGAGGUUCAUGAUCGUGAAUCAUCAGCCCAGCCUUGCGCCAUUGGCCUUGAUUGGUCCUUUGAAUUGGAUGAUCUGGUUGAGAUUGUGCAGAGUUUCCGCGGCGAGGCUCUUGCUACUAUCUGCAAGGUUAUGGCGCAGGAGUAUCAGCAGCGCGGUGGGGGAAUUCCGGAUCUUUUCUUGUGGAAUUAUGAGAGCCGGACUGUUAUGUUUUCGGAAGUCAAGUCUGAGAAUGAUCGGCUGAGUGAUACUCAGCGAUUGUGGAUUCAUAUUUUGCUUGGGGCUGGGGUGAAGGUUGAGUUGUGUAAUGCUGUUGCGAGGGAGGUGAGGACGGGGUGA
Molecule: messenger RNA, 2463 nt
Organism: Penicillium waksmanii
Lineage: Eukaryota; Fungi; Ascomycota; Eurotiomycetes; Eurotiales; Aspergillaceae
Product: fanconi-associated nuclease 1
Exons: 2
Coding region: 1-2463 (820 amino acids)
Biological process (GO): interstrand cross-link repair
Cellular component (GO): nucleus
Molecular function (GO): 5'-flap endonuclease activity; 5'-3' exonuclease activity; flap-structured DNA binding
Source: RefSeq, a predicted model, not a curated record